GAAUAUCAAUUUUUUCGAAAUUUGAUAUUUUUUCGUUAUGGUUCAUAGCAUUUUUGUUUCGUAUAAAAUGUUACACCUCUGAAACAAUUGAAAAUAUGCUGAAAGGAAAUUCUUGAAUCCAAACCUUUAAAUUAACAUGCUAUUUCUUCACAUUUAUCGUCACACAUCAUCAUGUCAGUGUUUGUUGCAGCUGGUCCUGCAGAAAUCUUACGAGCAGUUCAAAAAGACAGAAUACUUUUAGACUUAGUUGAAAAGCAAGUCGCAGAAUUAGUCCUUAAAAUUGGUGGUACUGCCGUUUGGCUCCGAUACAGACAAAUCGUUCAAGUAUGUUCCAGAUUUCUAUACUACUCGUUCACUACGUUAUCUGGUUUUCAGACGUUGGGAGAAGAAUAUACGAAUAUCGUGGAAGUGGAUGUUACAUUGAAACGCAUCCCUACGUUUUUGCAAAGAUUAUUGGUAGCUAUUGCUGAAUCAGCUGGGUUUACAUUUCUCGAAACUAUUUUGAAUAAGUUGCAUCGUAAAGUGAGCGAAAAUUGUCAUAUGCAAGAUGAUUUCAAGCGCAAGAUGCUUACAUGUAUUGAUGUAACCAAAUCCAUGUUACCAUUUUUAAUUCAUUUCCAUCAUGCCAUUUUCUAUUGGAACGGAACUUAUUACGAUAUGGUUAAAAGAAUCAUCGGAAUACGAUACAUUCGCUCCAAACCGUGGCUGUCCAAAGACAGUAAGUUAUACGGAUUCAAAAUAUUAUCGGCGAUUACAUUGUUACACUUAUCAAUAUCGGGAACGCAUUUCGUUCAUAAUUGGAUCACAAAACAUUCCGUAAAUGAAACACCUACUUAUACAGUUUCAAGUAAAAGCUCAUCUAAUUGUCCCUUGUGUUUGGAAUCUCGAACGAAUACAAGUUGUACUCCAUGCGGUCAUCUGUAUUGUUGGUAUUGUAUUUUAAACUGGUUACAAACCAAUAACCAAUGUCCUAUUUGUCGAGAUAUCAUCGAACCGAAUAGAAUUGUACCAUUAUUAAAUUAUUAUUAGACUGUGAUAUGUAUUUUUAGGUGUUGGUCAAUUUUUAAAAUCCAUUAUAAAUGUAUAAGUUUAUUAUUAAGUUAUAAUGAAAAAUAGGAACAUAUUUCUUGGUAACUGUACUUAUUUUUCAAUGUGUUGUUGAACGCUGCUAAUUUGGGUUUUAUGUUUAUCCCUUUAAAUUUAUGCCAAUCCAAAAAUAGAUUUAAUACUGCGCCUGAAAACAUAAGUAACAAUAUUUAACUUUUUAAAUUACCCAAGCUUUUUAAUGACACCUAGAUAUUGGGAGAAUAUUUACUUUGAAGUCUUUCGAGGUAAAAUGG
This is a messenger RNA of Planococcus citri (citrus mealybug), 1340 nucleotides long. Its product is annotated as peroxisome assembly protein 10-B-like. Gene Ontology annotation, cellular component: peroxisomal membrane. Gene Ontology annotation, biological process: protein import into peroxisome matrix. Lineage: Eukaryota; Metazoa; Arthropoda; Insecta; Hemiptera; Pseudococcidae. The transcript has 4 exons. The coding region runs from base 172 to 1029 and encodes 285 amino acids. The record is from RefSeq and is a predicted model, not a curated record. Gene Ontology annotation, molecular function: zinc ion binding.